GAGCCGUCAUUUCCCUUCUCCUUCUUCUCCCUUCUCUCGCUGCUCCUUCUUCCUCUCUGCUGUGCGCUGCUUCUUCUUCCUUGACCAGAAGCAGCGGCCGUCCCCUCUUGCAACCGGUGCAGCCGCCUCGUCUCCCUCGCAAGCAGCAGCAGCAAGGGCUGCGUUUCUUCUCGCAAAUAGCAGCCCCAGCAGCAGCCCUAAUGCCGCCAGCCACGCCUCCGCCGUAGCCGCCAGCAGCCGCCAAUAGGCUGCGUUCUUCCCCACCAACAACAGCUGAGCCUUAAACAACCGUGUAGCAUUUUGUGCCGCCAGCAACUGGCUGCUGGGCAGCCGAUUUUGGCUCUGCGCCACCACCUCCGCAACCUCCUCUCACUUCUCCAUCCUCUUGCUAGUUUUAUUUUGUACUCAGUAUAUAAGAGGGUCGUAAAACCUCACCUUGGCUAAUUAUUGUGGCUUUUGGUCGUAUUGUAGCAGUUUCAGGUACGUACACGCAGUAACUAACCCUUAUGUGCAAUUUGCUUUAAGACAUUAUUGUUUAUUGUGAUAAUAUACAUUGCAUUGAAACUAUGAGAUACUAUUUAGUACAUUUUACAUGAAGAGCUAUCGACUAUGAAAUCCUUGCACUUAGAAUAGUUUAGAGAAUGAGAGUUAAUAGAGGGCGAGAACUAUCCCUUAUUUAUUUAAGAAUUAGAUUAUGCCUAAUUGGAGUUAGAAUGACUCCUUUAUAGGUAAAUUUCAUAUUCUAUUGAGUGGCUCAGUGGGUUUUGGCGCGCUGCUAUCCCAGGGCGCUCAUUAAUAGUUGAGAGUGGAAGUUAUUCCCAUCUGAUAAGGUACUAUAUUAUGAUUAGCUGGCGUGACUUAACUGGAUUAUGUCCGGUUGUUUUAUUACUGUAUUUAUUAAACUGAAUUAGGUAAAUUUGAUCUUGAUAAAUAUCUCUACCAUUAAAAAGCUUGAAAAAAUUUACUUUUAGCAUAGACACGGUUUAUUCUUAUUUCCCACAAAAAGUUUUUCAAUUUCUCAAAAUAAAUUUACUUUCUCUGAGUAUUCCAUUUCCCAUAAAAAAAUCUUUUAAAUUUCCCAAAAUAUAAUUUACUUUCCUUGUUUUCUACAUUGAGUUGAAUUCACGUUCUAAAUUGCCCAUCAUCUUCUCUAAAAUUAUAUUUCCCCUAAAAUUACAAAGGAUUGAAAACUCAAGAAAUAGCCAUCAAAGGUGAAUAAGUGAAGGUAUGUUCAUCUCUUCUCUAUAACUUUAUUUAUUUUACUUUUUUUUUCUUGUUUGUAAAAAUUUAAAAUUUCUAGAUGGGAAAUUGAUGGAGAUUGGGCUUUAACUUUGUAAAAUUUCUGAAAUGUUUGUUUGUUUGUAAAAUGUAAAAUUUCUGAAUUGUUUGUAAUUUGGAAAUUUCUAACUUUUAAAUGUGAGUUCAAGAAAUUGUUUGUAAAAUUUCUUAAUUUUAAGAGGAGUUGUGGGUGAACAGCAGAGUAGGAACUUACGGGGCUGGGUGGGAAUUGUCAAUUGGAAUUGUCUGGGUGGGUAUUGUCAAUUUGGGGCUGGGUGAGAAUUGUCAAUUGGGAAUUGCCCCUUCAUCAUUUCUCUGCUCUCUUUUUUAUUGUGUCUCUGUCUUCUCACUCGCCAUUUUCAUUUCUUCUUUGAACCAUUGCCCCCUGUUAAUCCCUUAACUUCAGUUCAUUUUUAUUGAACUAAAAUAAAGAUCGGCUUUUUCUCUACAUUUUGAGGUAAGUUUCAUAAUUUUUGGCCUUCAUCUCCAAAAUCAACCCCCUGUUCUUCAACCGCCAUUAAUGUUUCUUCAAAGCUUUGUUUUAAUUUGAUUUCUGAGUGUGGAAAACAAGAGAUCUACUAGUUGUUCAUCAAUUUCUAGUUAUCUUUAUGAUGGCCUUUGUAAUUAUGGGGAUUUAUGUCCGUGUUUCUUACAUGGCCGGCCACAUUCAUAUUCAAAUGAGAUUUUAAGGUGGUCUAAGAAAGAACUUGAGGCCUAUCAAAAGUCCAUGAAGAGACGUUAUUGAUCAUUGUAAGGCAUUUAUGUUUAUGUUUUUUAAUUUCGUAGUUGAAAACAAUUGGAGAUUUGGGCUUUAGGAUGUCAUUUAAUCUUUGGGUGAAUUCUGGAAACUGUUUGCCAUUGGACGAAUUUGAGUUUUUCUGAUUUUUUGGCUUGUUCUUGUUUGAUGUUCAUAGUUGUUUCUGUUUUGAUGAUGAAGCCCCAAUGAUUUUUUGAUGCUUGGUUCUGUUUUGAUAAUGUGGUUCUGUUUUGAUGUUCAUAGCUGAGAUCAUUCUUAUUUUUUGAUGGUUUGGUUCUGUUUUGAUGUUGAAGCCCCAAUGCUGAUUUGUUUUCAUGAGUUCCUAUAAAUUUUGUAUUCUGAAAAAAUGACUUUAGCUUUUGUUAAACGUCUAAAGUCACUGUGUUAUAUGCAUGCUCGGUGGCAUUCAUUCGUUUUUGAUGAUUGUUUAUGGUCUGAGAGGAUUAACAACCUAUAAAUUUUUAAUUAGACAAUGCUACAAGCUAGCUAGCACCUAAUUUAAGGGUUCAUGUGUUGUUUCGGACUCAAUUGUGGAUCAUAAAUAGAAGUUCAUCUUUUAAAAGGAGAUGAGGAGUGAUUAUAGUAAUCUGAGGCAAAAGUCCACUAAUUGAUGCCAAUAUAAACUUGGAUCAGGUCCGUGUCGUAAAUUUUGGGCUCCUAUACCAAAAUUAUAUUAUAGACUCUUACAAUUUAAAAGAAAAAAUUAAAAUAUUUGUCCUCUGUUAAUAAUAACGAACAAAUACUUGUCCUCAACUUUAGCUUGUACUACUCAAACAACUAUCUACUGACGUCCACUGCUAUAAACAUCAUGGAAGCCCAUAUGUUUCAAAUGUACGAGAUUAAAAGCAUCAUUCCCCGUAAAAUCAAAGAAAUAUGUAGGAUUUCUCAUUAAUUGCACGAUAUGUUGAUACGGUAAAUUUAUGGGGAGGUACUCCUGAGCUCGUGUCAUAAUGCAUAUAGCAUCUGCAUCUACAAAAAGUUGAUCACGCAACGGCAAUAUGUGCAAAUUUUGUUCUCGUGCUCCAUUUGCUUUUAAACAUCUCUUUAUAAUCUCAUCAGAUACGAUAGGAUCAUGAACACGAAGAGUGACAUCCUCAUUUCUCAUUAGCUGCUCGCAUAUGUAAAUCGAUGGAGAAUCCGACACAUCUUCAGUUCCUUCUUUGUAGGCAAACCCAAGAAUAACAAUUGUUUUGCCUGUGAGAGAAUGCAUACAUUUAAGCAUUUUUUUUUCGAACUUCUCUUUUCUUUUCUUAUUUACCUCAAUGAACCCCUUGAAUAAUGCUGCAAUUUCCUUGUGGCCACCUUCUUCGGCCAUAUAUGCCAUGUAAGCUAUAUCCCUCUGAAGAGCAGGACCACCAACUGCUACAUUUGGUUCCAAAAAACCAUGUCUCAAUCUGUCUUCACUAUCGACAAUCCGAAAAACUUGAUUAAAUAUCAAUCUUCAAAUCAUCGGCAAAAGUGGAACCAAUAUUCGCCAAAGUUCCCAUGCAACCCAAUAAUGCAUUGCAGUAUAUUUUUGCGUAAUCCACACUCCUUGCAUUAUUGAUUACCAACCUAUUGUUCUCAGGAACAAAAUUGUAAAUAUGGUGCAACAAUGUUAAAUUGGCGUACGGUGUUCUAUGUUCAAAUACAACUCUUCUCGGAUUCAAUAAAGUAUCAAACGCGGACCCAUGACUAAAAAACUCAGGAUUUGUGUAGAAUCUAUGUACCACCUGAGUUGGUUGUAUCACAUCCAUAAUAGUGUUUCUAACGUCAAAAGAUACGUCUGAUUUGUCGAUGAUGUAUUUUGAAACAGCUGCAUUAUCUCUAAUAAGACGCACUACUUCCAUCCACUUAUCAAUCUCGAUUCUCCUUUUUUUCUUAGUUCUCAUUUCAAUUGCUAUAAAGAUUAAGGGACAUUGUCGUAUGAAUGGUUGAAUAUUGUUAUGAAAGUGCAGAUUUAUAUUUCGGUAAGCAAGAAGCAAAUCGGGUAGUUGAGGUUCCCAAAAGGGUGGUACAGGUUGAUUCCAUGAAGCAACUUGAUCUACUGUGUCGACUACAUAAAAUUGCUUAUUUGGGUAGUGAUGAGCUAGUUGUCACGCGUCGACUCUUUUCCUAGUCUUACGUGUGCCACUUGCUUACACUCCCGUCGUAAGACAAGUCAGCCAAACCCCAAAGGUGUAUUGCUAAAUGAUGUAGUUGGUGUGUUUGUGUGGAUUUGGCUAAGACUUUGAGAAGAUGUGAAGUAAGUAGGAACACAAGAGUUGGGAAAUAUAAGUGAGGUUUAUGUAUUGCACAAGGAAAGCUUUACAAGUAAACUCUCAAUUGUUGUGUACAAAUGAAUGCCUUGGGGUACUUAUAGGCAACACCCCUUACUACUUCUAAUUCUAGAACAUUCGAACCUCCUCAAAUGGAGGGAUCUAGAUUACCUCUCUCUAGAGAAUUCUACACAAUUACAAGUGUUAAGAUACUCUAAAGUAUGUACAAGAGUUCCUAGAGAAUUCUAGACAUUGGAUAUUUAGAAAGAUCCUUCAAGAGUUUUCUAGAUCCUUCUAGAGUUCUCCGGAACCUUCUAGUGUGGGUUGUUCUAGACCCACAUGCUCCACAAGCUUCUUGAUGAUUCCGGAAGUCUCUAUAACCUUCUUUUGAUGUAAGACACCCGGACACCAAGUUUCGUGCCUCUGUCUUGUGUAGGGGCUACGAGCCAUGCGUGACAUAGUGCCAGCAUGGAAAAUGCUCCAAUACAACGUAUGCUAUUCAUAUUAGCAAAAGUAAUUGGUUGUUCCAUACUUUUUGUAAAUUUCUUUCCUGCUUAUUUUUCAGUUUAUUCUUCAACUUAUAGACUUAAUCUAUAUUCAAUUACCAACAAUUUGAGAGGUCUUGUGAUUUGAGAGGUCUUGUGAUUUGUGGGUUUAAUGAUUUGAGGUAUUAUAGCUUUGUCUCAAUCACCGUAAAUAAAAAAUCCAUAUUCCCAAAAAUCCAACAUUAUAAUUAUAAUAUUUAAGAAUAUUUCCAAAUAUUUAAUUGAACGUAUUAUUUGAUAAAUCCUCGUUUCUCUUCCUGAUUAGGAAAGUUUUUAGAUUUGAGAAUUAUUAAAAAGAUUUGAGAAUAUUCGAAAAUACUUGAAAAUAUUUGUGAUUCUAUUUUCCGUUACAAAUGUUUCAAAUUGUGAAAUCUUUACUUACAUGAACGCAAUAAUAAUGGCAGUGAUUAAUAAUGCUAUGACUAUUUAUAUUUAUUAGCUAGUUAUAUACCCGUGCCGAUUUUUAUAAAAUUUAAAAUUUAUGAAACUAGCUACCCAUGCACGAUUUUAACAAAAUUUAAAAUUUAUGAAAAUAUAUGCUCAAAUGUAAUCCAUGAUUAUUUACGACUUGUAAAUUGAAUUUAUAAAGUUUGAUGACCAUGUGUUAAGAGUAUCCUUUAAAAUAUUGGAUAAAUCAAGUUGUAAUUUGAAAACUUUAAAUAAAUCAUAGCAUUAUUAAUCACUGCCAUUAUUAUUGCGUUCAUGUAAGUAAAGAUUUCACAAUUUGAAACAUUUGUAACGGAAAAUAGAAUCACAAAUAUUUUCAAGUAUUUUCGAAUAUUCUCAAAUCUUUUUAAUGAUUCUCAAAUCUAAAAACUUUCCUAAUCAGGAAGAGAAACGAGGAUUUAUCAAAUAUUACGUUCAAUUAAAUAUUUGGAAAUAUUCUUAAAUGUUAUAAUUAUAAUGUUGGAUUUUUGGGAAUAUGGGUUUUUUAUUUACGGUGAUUGAGACAAAGCUAUAAUACCUCAAAUCAUCAAACCCACAAAUCACAAGACCUCUCAAAUUGUUGGUAAUUGAAUAUAGAAUAAGUCUAUAAGUUGAAGAAUAAAAUGAAAAAUAAGCAGAAAAGAAAUUUACAAAAAGUAUGGAACAACCAAUUACUUUUGCUAAUAUGAAUAGCAUAUGUUGUAUCGGAGCAUUUUCCAUAGUGGCACUAGCUCAUCACUACUCAAAUAAGCAAUUUUAUGUAGUCGACACAGUAGAUCAACUUGCUCCAUGGAAUCAACCUGUACCACCCUUUUGGGAACCUCAACUACCCGAUUUGCUUCUUGCUCACCGAAAUGUAAAACUGCACUUUCAUAACAAUAUUCAACAAUUCAUACAACAAUGUCCCUUAAUCUUUAUAGCAAUUGAAAUGAGAACUAAGAAAAAAGGGAGAAUCGAGCUUGAUAAGUGGAUGGAAGCAGUGCGUCUUAUUAGAGAUAAUGCAGCUGUUUCAAAAUACAUCAUCGACAAAUCGGACGUCCCUUUUGACGUUAGAAACACUAUUAUGGAUGUGAUACAACCAACUCAGGUGGUACAUAGUAACUACACAAAUCAUGAGUUUUUUAGUCAUGGGUCCGCGUUUGAUACUUUAUUGAAUCCGAGAAGAGUUGUAUUUGGACAUAGAACACCGUACGCCAAUUUAACAUUGUUGCACCAUAUUUACAAUUUUGUUCCUAAGAACAAUAGGUUGGUAAUCAAUGAUGCAAGGAGUGUGGAUUUCACAAAAAUAUACUGCAAUGCAUUAUUGGGUUUCAUGGGGACUUUGGCGAAUAUUGGUUCCACUUUUGCCGAUGAUUUGAAUAUUGAUAUUAAUCAAGUUUUUCGGAUUGUCGAUAGUGAAGACAGAUUGGGACAUAGUUUUUUGGAACCAAAUGUAGCAGUUGGUGGUCCUGCUCUUCAGAGGGAUAUAGCUUACAUGGCAUAUAUGGCCGAAGAAGGUGGCCACAAGGAAAUCGCAGCAUUAUUCAAGGGGUUCAUUGAGGUAAAUAAGAAAAGAAAAGAGAAGUUCGAAAAAAAAAUGCUUAAAUGUAUGCAUUCUCUCAGAGGCAAAACAAUUGUUAUUCUUGGGUUAGCCUACAAAGAAGGAACUGAAGAUAUGUCGGAUUCUCCAUCGAUUUACAUAUGCGAGCAGCUAAUGAGAAAUAAGGAUGUCACUCUUCGUGUUCAUGAUCCUAUUGUAUAUGAUGAGAUUAUAAAGUGAUGUUUAAAAGCAAAUGGAGCACGAGAACAAAAUUUGCAUAUAUUGCCGUUGCGUGAUCAACUUUUUGUAGAUGCAGAUGCUAUAUGCAUUAUGACAAGAGCUCAGGAGUACCUCACCAAUAUUUGUUCUAAUCAAUGUUUCACCUUUUUACAAAAUUGCUAAACUCUGAAUAUAGCCAAAAAAAACAUUAAAUACUACCAUAUUACUUUCUUUUUUUCUUUUGUAUCGUCUUCAUUAGAAUAAUAAAAAUAUUUCAUAUAUAUUAUUUUAUUUUUCAUAUAAUAUUGUAUAUAUUUUUUGUGUAAU
Molecule: messenger RNA, 7308 nt
Organism: Amaranthus tricolor (Joseph's coat)
Lineage: Eukaryota; Viridiplantae; Streptophyta; Magnoliopsida; Caryophyllales; Amaranthaceae
Product: UDP-glucose 6-dehydrogenase 2-like
Exons: 2
Coding region: 5902-7002 (366 amino acids)
Biological process (GO): glycosaminoglycan biosynthetic process
Cellular component (GO): nucleus; cytosol
Molecular function (GO): UDP-glucose 6-dehydrogenase activity; NAD binding
Source: RefSeq, a predicted model, not a curated record